AUGACCAACAGCGGCUUUCUAGCAGCGACAGAGAACUUUCAGAUCUUCGCUCAAAAUUUAAACGUCUCUGCAGCCGGCGAGAGAGGUGCGCUUUCCAUGCUCUCCACCACAUUUGAUCUUGCACGCGCUGGCCACGCCAUGCUCAGCUCUCGUCUCAUCUCACCGGCCACUACCCGCCGUUGGCUCCACCCUGUCGCUGACACAUCCAACCUGCGCAAUGCCGUCGGUCGCCCCUGGGAGAUCUACCACGCCGGUCAACAGGUUAAUAACACCAUUGUCGACGUCUUCACCAAAACUGGCUCGGUCGGACACUAUGCGAGCUACUUUGGUCUGGCUCCAGACUUCAAUGCGGGCUUUGCCAUCCUAGCUCACGAUACAGAAGCUCCCCGCGGUCCAGAUCUGAACGUUUAUGCGGAUAUCGUGUCACUAGCCAUCGUGCAACUGCAGAAGCUUGCCGCUGCUGAAAUGGCUGCGCAAUAUGCUGGCACCUUUGAUGGGCCGGCGGGUACUGCCACAUUCAACAUCUCCAGCGACGGUCCAGGCUUGGUUGUGUCGAGUUUGAAGGAAGGUGAAGUCGAUCUGCGUGCUGAAUUUGCUGCUGCUGCCGGCAUCGAGCUGCAGAAUCUUGACUUCCGCCUGUAUCCGAGCAAUGUAGCGACCAAGACGCAGCAUCAGUUCAUAGCAGUCUUUCAAGAUAAGAGUGCUCCAGCUGAUAUGGGUACGCCCACUUGCAUCACUUGGCAGGACGUUGGCUCUUUGGGAUCGAGUGUUGACGUCCGUUUUGUAUUCAAUAUGGAUAGCUUCAAGCAGGCCACUGAUGUCACUCUCGCUGGACGUUCUCUAGCGUUGACAAGAAUGGCUUGA
Messenger RNA from Colletotrichum spaethianum, 864 nucleotides. Its product is annotated as beta-lactamase-like protein sdnR. Bases 1 to 864 code for a protein of 287 amino acids. The transcript has 2 exons. The record is from RefSeq and is a predicted model, not a curated record. NCBI's taxonomy places the organism in Eukaryota, Fungi, Ascomycota, Sordariomycetes, Glomerellales, Glomerellaceae.